UCAUAGCGCUAAACACACGCGUAAAUGUGUGAGUGUGUGACCGUGUAAAUCCACCGAAUCGGCGUGAUUUGAUUUAGUCAAUGGCCGACGCGCGCAUUGUUUACAUUUAUCCGUCAGAUUGAUACUUAUUAAUUAAAUUAUGCCGUCUUGUGUCGUUCCAACAUGCAAGCAUGCUACUGGGAUCACGAAGAAAUUGCAUGGGAUCACGUUUCAUACCUUUCCAGUUGACGAAGUAAGGAAAUCAGAAUGGACAAAAAUAAUUCGAAGAGCACGGCUAGAUGAUUUAUGGAAACCAUCGAAGAAAAGCCUAAUUUGCUCAAUUCACUUUGAGGAGCAAUAUUUGUAUGAGACGCCAGGUGGUUAUAAAAGACUAUACAAAAAAGCUGUUCCAAAUAGGAAGAUGAAUUUACCUCCAGAAACGUCAGAGACACCUGUUGGAAUAUCAGUACCUUUAGUGCUCAAAAGUGAACCUACAGGAUCAAAUACAGUGAUUGAUAAUGUAAAUAAUUUGGAUUUGGUCCCAGAAAAAUACAAUGCAUCUGUGGGAAUAUCUGGACUUUUGAUACCUAAGACUGAAUUUCAGGAUACACAGCCAGAAUUGCCUACGGGAUCCAAUUCAAGCAUUGGUGAUGUUUCUGUACUUGAAUCUCCAAGAGAAAUUAUACUUAAAGUACAAUUGCGCCGUAAACAAAUGUUUUGUAAGCGAUAUGUUCGAAAAAUAAAAACUUUACAACAAAAAAUCAAACGGCUUGCUAAAAGAAAUGAAUCUUUAAAAAGUAUCAUAAGGAAUUUAAAAAAUAACCGGUAAAAUUUAAAGUAAAAU
Ostrinia furnacalis (Asian corn borer) is the source of this 823-nucleotide messenger RNA. RefSeq names its product THAP domain-containing protein 2-like. The record is from RefSeq and is a predicted model, not a curated record. The transcript is spliced from 5 exons. NCBI's taxonomy places the organism in Eukaryota, Metazoa, Arthropoda, Insecta, Lepidoptera, Crambidae. Gene Ontology annotation, molecular function: sequence-specific DNA binding. Bases 140 to 808 code for a protein of 222 amino acids.